Gaeumannomyces tritici R3-111a-1 is the source of this 3430-nucleotide messenger RNA. Its product is annotated as mitochondrial presequence protease. Lineage: Eukaryota; Fungi; Ascomycota; Sordariomycetes; Magnaporthales; Magnaporthaceae. The transcript is spliced from 2 exons. Bases 178 to 3243 code for a protein of 1021 amino acids. The record is from RefSeq and is a predicted model, not a curated record. Gene Ontology annotation, cellular component: mitochondrial matrix. Gene Ontology annotation, biological process: protein processing. Gene Ontology annotation, molecular function: metal ion binding.
UUUUUUUUUUUUCAUUCUUCUUGUCCUGGCUGAAGAGAUUUCUCGUCUAGACCUCUCGCAGGCGGGGCUCUUCACACCUACUCCACCGACCUUCCCACUACCUCACCGUUGCUCGACCAUCAGGUCCUUCUUCCCCGUCUUCAUUUCAUCCAUCGUCGAAGCGACCUUUUUUCCAUCAUGAUGCUACGGCGCGCCACCCAUGGCGCACGCGGCGCGGGCCGCAGGUCCUUUGCCAGUGUCUCUCACCAGUACCCCAGCCCUGGCGAGAGGUUACACGGCUUCACCAUGAAGCGCGUCAAGCAGGUCCCAGAACUCAAGCUCACGGCACUGCAGCUCCAGCACGACAAGACAGGCGCCGAACACCUCCACAUCGCCAGGGACGACAGCAACAAUGUCUUCUCCAUCGGCUUCAAGACGAACCCGCCCAACGACACGGGCAUCCCCCACAUUCUCGAGCACACCACUCUGUGCGGAAGUAAAAACUAUCCCAUACGGGACCCUUUCUUCAAGAUGCUCCCGCGAACACUUUCCAACUUUAUGAACGCCUUCACGGCAUCCGACCACACCUUCUAUCCGUUCGCGACUACAAACCAGCAGGACUUCAAGAACCUGAUGUCCGUUUACCUGGACGCCACUCUCAGGCCGCUUUUGAAAGAGACGGACUUCUGGCAGGAGGGCUGGAGAGUUGGCCCCGAAAACCCCGAGGCCCUGGCCCAGGCCGGCGAGGCGGCCAAACCCGAGGAUGGCCGCUUAGUCUUCAAGGGUGUGGUGUACAACGAGAUGAAGGGCCAGAUGUCGGAUGCGUCGUACCUGUACUACAUCCGGUUCCAGGACCACAUCUUCCCGGACAUCCACAACUCGGGCGGUGAUCCCCAGAAAAUCACCGACCUAACAUACGGGCAGCUUAAGCGGUUCCACGCCGACCACUACCACCCCAGCAACGCCAAGCUGUUCACAUACGGCAACAUGCCGCUCGCCGACCAUCUUCAGGAGAUCGACGCCCAGCUCAGCGCCUUCGAGAAGAGCCUUGCGGACGGGGUCUCCAAGGUCCACCGCCCAAUCGAUCUCAGCAAUGGCCCUCGUGAUGUCACCAUGUCAGGUCCGGUCGACCCACUCGUGGACCCCGAUAGACAGUUCAAGACAUCGGUUUCGUGGGUCCUUGGGGACACUGCCGAUGUUGUCGAGUCCUUCUCACUAUCGCUGAUCUCGGGCCUAUUGAUGGACGGAUACGGCUCGCCGUUGUACAAGGGUCUGAUCGAGUCCGGGUUGGGCAUCGACUGGAGCCCAAACACCGGAUACGACAGCUCUGCCAGGUCAGGCAUCUUUUCCAUCGGUCUGACCGGGGUGAAGGAAGAGGACGUGCCCAGGCUCAAGUCCGAGGUGCAAAAGAUCUUGCGGGAGACGCGUGAGCAAGGCUUCAAGAGGUCCAAGAUUGAUGGCUAUCUUCACCAACUUGAACUCUCCCUAAAGCACAAGACGGCAAAUUUUGGCAUGUCGCUUCUGCAGAGGUUAAAGCCAAAGUGGUUCAACGGCAUUGACAUCUUCGACUCGCUCGCGUGGAACGACACGAUUAACGAGUUUGAGAAGCGCAUGGCCGGGGGAGGUUAUCUUGAGGCACUCCUGGACAAAUACCUCCUCAACGACAACACGCUGACGUUCACCAUGACCCCCUCGGCCGAUUUCGGUGCUGAGCUGGUGAAAGAGGAGGAGGCCAGACUUGCGGCUGAGAUCGCACGAAUCUCGGAGGUGAUGGGUAGCGAGGCGGCCGGGCAGAAGACGCUAACAGAAAGGGAGUUGCACCUGCUCGCAGAGCAGGGUAAAUCUGUCAGUGAAGACCUGAGCUGUUUGCCCACUGUUCACGUCCAAGACAUCCCAAGAGAAAAAGAGCGGGUUGUGCUCAGGCAUGAGCAGACCGGCGGUGUCAAGACCCAGUGGUACGAAGCCCCUACCAACGGGUUGACAUAUUUCCGAGCCGUAAAUACCUUGGCGCAUCUUCCCGAAGAGCUUAGGGCGUUCAUCCCACUCUUCACAGAUGCCAUCAUGCGCCUAGGCACCAAGACCCUGUCGAUGGAGGAGCUGGAGGACCGCAUCAAGCUCCGCACCGGUGGCGUCUCAGUUGGUUACCACUCCUCAACACUCCCUGGAGAUUUCAGGCAGUCAAGCGAGGGCCUCAUCUUCACCGGCAUGGCCCUGGACCGAAAUGUCCAAGACAUGUUUGAGCUUCUGCGGCUGCUUGUUCUGGAAACGAACUUCGACAGCCCCGAGGCCGUCUCGCACAUUCGCCAGCUGCUGCAGGCCUCGGCGGACGGCGUUGUUAACAACAUCGCAUCGUCGGGGCAUGCCUACGCCAGGAGGGCGGCAGAGGCCGGUCUGAGCACUGGCGGGUAUCUGAAUGAGCAGAUCAGCGGGCUGUCGCAGGUCAAGUUGAUCACGUCACUGGCCAGCAGGCCCGAGUCGGACCAGCUAGCUGACGUGAUUGCCAAGCUCAAGGCCAUCCAGAAGCUUGCGUUCAGCGGGGGUGGCAUGCGCGCUGCGAUUACCUGCGGCACAGAGAGCGUAGGGGGAAACCAAGCGGCCCUGGCCAAGUUUGUGGGCGCUCUCCCCGAAAGCAGUGGCGGUAUGGCCGGGUCGGCGGACAAGAACACCAUGAGCGCCUUCCCCAGAAACGCCAAAGCCUUCUACCCCCUUCCGUACCAGGUGUACUAUGGUGCACUUGCUCUCCCCACCGUCUCGUACACUUCGCCAGACGGCGCGCCACUGCAGAUCCUCUCGCAGCUCCUGACGCACAAACACCUGCACCAUGAGAUUCGCGAGAAGGGUGGCGCUUACGGGGGCGGUGCCUACACGCGUCCCCUGGACGGAGUGUUUGGCUUCUACUCGUACCGCGACCCGAACCCUGUCAACACGCUCAAGGUGAUGCGCGGUGCAGGCGAGUGGGCCGUGGACCGUGAGUGGACGGCGCGGGACCUCGAGGAGGCCAAGAUCUCGGUCUUCCAGGGCGUGGACGCACCGAAAGCGGUCAACUCGGAAGGAAUGAGCGAGUUCCUGUACGGCAUUACCGGGGACAUGAGGAGCGCGCGGCGCAAGCAGCUCCUCGACGUCACGCGCGAUCAAGUCCAAGAGGUUGCGCAGAGGUACAUCGUUGAUGCACUUCAGUCUCAGGAUGAGAGGGUCGUGUUUCUGGGCGAGAAGGCCGAGUGGGCGGACCACUCAUGGGCGAUGCGUGAGAUGAACGUCAAAUAAAGAAAGCAGUGCGCCUAUGCACCGCACCCUUUUGCAGGCGCAAGGGGUUGGACUCUCCGCUGGGGUUCUGUAAUACUCACCAUGUAGAAACACUCUCACGACAUACACAAUGAUACCCCUCUCAAAAGCAAGUGGGCUAGUAGACGGGACGCACGCGACCAACAAGACAACAAACAACAGCCGCCCG